AGAGACAAAUAAUGUCAUAAUUUGUUUUUGACACAAUUAAAUAUUUGAAGUCCAUGGUAUAAAACGACUGAGAAAUAUUGAGAGAGAUGUAAACCAUCAUAUGCAAGCGAAGGUAGAUUUUGUGUGAUAGAAAUGUACUGUUCAAAUUAUAGGAAAAGCUUGAUCGUACAACAAUAUGAUCAUUGAUGUUGUAUGAUACAGAGUGUUGAACAACAAUCUACUAUCAUGGAAGUAAGAUUAGCGUAGUGUAAAGGCGAGAAUUCUAUGUUGGAUGUAUAAAAAUACUAGACAAGAUAAGAUUAUGAAGGAUAGUAUUAGAGAUAGAGUGUGAUAACAACUAUUCUAGAAACCAUGGUUGAAUAUCAGAUUUCAUAGUUUUGACAUGUAGAUUUUAGAGUAAUUAUUAUUUUUUUUUAAAUAGUCUAAUGGUGAGAGUCACACAUCUUAAGUGCAGAGAAAUAGAGAAUCCCGAGUUUGAAUAUGUGUCGCAACAUAUCAAAUGUUAUUGCAGCUACCAACUGAUUUGUACUUACUAUAUAAAUUGCAGAUGAUUGAGGAUAAUUUAAUUGUUAUAGGCAAAGAAAGGCCAAGAACAACUAAAUAAGAAACUACCAGGAAAGAUAAAGCAUUAUGACACCUAGUGGAGAAAUGAACAUGCUUUUUCAAAAAAGAAAGAAUGAACAUGGACACAAAAGCAGUCAGGAACCUUUCAAUGCCGAGCCACCACAAUCUGCCUUGUUUUCGGCAUAUUUGACUCCUGCAGAUUUAUUCUACAAGAGAAAUCAUGGCCCCAUACCGAUAGUUGAUGACAUUGGAAAAUACAGUGUGUCAAUAUCUGGAUUGAUAGAAAAUCCCAAACAACUUUUUAUGGAAGAUAUCAGGAAGCUUCCCAGGUACAAUGUCACCGCCACACUACAGUGUGCCGGAAAUAGAAGAACUGCUAUGAGCAAGACUAAAACAGUUAAGGGAGUUGGUUGGGGUGUGUCUGCUAUUGGAAAUGCUGUUUGGGGUGGUUCUAAACUGAGUGAUGUUCUUGAGCUUGUUGGAAUACCAAAGUUGACGAGUACCACUAAAUUCGGAGGAAAAUAUGUCGAAUUUGUAAGCAUUGAUCGGUGUAAGGAGGAAAAUGGAGGUCCAUACAAGGCAUCAAUUACCCUCAGUCAAGCUACAAAUCCUGAAGCCGAUGUUCUACUUGCUUGUGAGAUGAACGGAGAACCUCUUAAUAGGGAUCAUGGUUAUCCAUUACGCGUGGUUGUUCCUGGCGUUAUUGGAGCUCGGUCUGUUAAAUGGCUGGAAGCUAUCAAUAUCAUAGCAGAAGAAUGUCAGGGGUUUUUCGUGCAAAAAGACUACAAAAUGUUUCCUCCAUCAGUAAAUUGGGAUAACAUUAAUUGGUCAUCUAGAAGACCUCAAAUGGAUUUUCCUGUUCAGUGUGUUAUAUGUUCUGUAGAAGAUAUGACCACAAUUCCGCCGGGGAAGGUAAAAAUUAGUGGAUAUGCAGCAUCAGGUGGUGGCAGAGGCAUUGAAAGAGUGGAUGUGUCUGUUGAUGGAGGAAAGAGUUGGAUGGAAGCUUCAAGGUUUCAAAAAAGUGGCAUUCCUUAUACAGCAGAUGAUGAUGACAACAGUGACAAAUGGGCAUGGGUGCUUUUUGAGGUCACUGCUGAAAUUCAACAAAGCACUGAGAUUAUUGCUAAAGCGGUGGAUUCAGCAGGAAAUGUUCAACCUGAAAAGGUUGAAGAUAUUUGGAACUUGAGAGGGAUAUUAAACACUUCAUGGCAUCGGAUACAACUUCAAGUCAUUGAUUCUAACCCUUAAAAGUUGUUUCCAUUCCACAUUAUGUAUUUGGUGGAGGUAUUGCAGAGGUCUAUCUCAAAAUGUGUUUAUAUACUCAGGCAUGGUUAUUUAAAUCUCAAAUACACAUUUCACCAAAGCCUGUUGAGCUUAAAAUUUGAAUAAUGUACAACUUAACCGAGUAAGCGCGAUGACAAUGUCGUAAAAAAAGAACUACACAAACAUAUAAUUGAAUUUUAUAAAAAUGCUACUUUGUUA
Molecule: messenger RNA, 2046 nt
Organism: Medicago truncatula (barrel medic)
Lineage: Eukaryota; Viridiplantae; Streptophyta; Magnoliopsida; Fabales; Fabaceae
Product: sulfite oxidase
Exons: 12
Coding region: 631-1812 (393 amino acids)
Biological process (GO): sulfur compound metabolic process
Cellular component (GO): mitochondrion
Molecular function (GO): molybdenum ion binding; sulfite oxidase activity; molybdopterin cofactor binding
Source: RefSeq, a predicted model, not a curated record